UUUUUUCCCAACUCAUGCACAUGUGCAGAAAGUGAUGUUCUAUAGCACCCAAGUAUCUUGUGCGGGCAUAUCAUCCCUUGCUGUCUCAUGAACCAAGGAGUUACCCCUGGGUGUAACCCAUCUUCUCACAUAUUCGUAUCUUCCCCUACAGGUGUCCAGGUCACACUCUUCAUUUAUGGUCUCCACCACAACCCGAAGGUGUGGCCAAACCCAGAGUUGUUUGACCCUUCCAGGUUUGCACCAGACACUCCCCGACACAGCCAUUCAUUCCUGCCCUUCUCAGGAGGAGCCAGGAACUGCAUUGGGAAACAAUUUGCUAUGAGUGAGAUGAAGGUGAUUGUGGCCCUGACACUGCUCCGCUUCGAGCUACUGCCAGAUCCUACCAGGGUCCCCAUGCCCUUAGCCCGACUUGUGCUGAAGUCCAAAAAUGGGAUCUACCUACAUCUCAAGAAACUCCACUGAUUCUGUUUUGGAGCUCCAAUGCCUGAGAUGAGUUUCACUGGCAGAAAGCUAAGUUGUUGGUGUGACCAACCUUCUUCAGAAGAGGACUCCAGAGAGUCCUCUCCUCUGUUCAGUACAGAUCAUCAUUCCUUGACACUGGAAUAUUCCCUUGCUUCAAAGCCAGCACCCUCCUCAUCCCCUCUCUUCUAAUGUCCUUCCCUUUCACAAACGCUUAUGACAACAUCAAGAUCCCUAAAAGCUCCAAGAUAGUUUUCCCAUCUAAAUGUAUCUUAUUCAACCUAACCUACUAAGUUCCUUUUGAAUUAUGAGGAAUUAUUCAAUAUGUACCAUGGGCUCGAAAACCCAAGGCCUGAACAUCAUUGUGAAGCCAUUAUUCAGCCUAGUAUCAUUUUCACAUGACAGUUACCUAAUGCGUUCAUGUAAAUCUACCCUGCAUAGUCUCUCUCUACCUGACUAAUCCUCACACAAGUUUGUCCAUCUUCCCUCCUUUCUGCAAUAAAGUUCGCAGUGUCAUACACAGCA
Molecule: messenger RNA, 984 nt
Organism: Mus caroli (Ryukyu mouse)
Lineage: Eukaryota; Metazoa; Chordata; Mammalia; Rodentia; Muridae
Source: RefSeq, a predicted model, not a curated record